AUGAUAAAUGAAAUAGGACCUGGAGAAGUACAACAUCUGUAUCAGGAAGAUAAUAACACUUUUGUUGACGAUGCUACUAUUUCUUUUAAACAGACCACAAUAAAUCAAACAUCUAGUACAGAAAACGGAGAAUAUGUUAGUGUAGACACUAAAUUAAAUUACAUUAUAAAUAAUAUGCCCGUAAUUCCAAAUUUAGCGAAUGCUACCACAAAUACUAAUGUUUUGCAUGAUAUAAAAGAAGAAGAAGAGGAGGAGGAGGAAGAUCCGAGUCUAACCGGUGAGUCUACAGGAGAAAUACCUGGCCAGGAAGAAACUAAGCCAACAAAAAAAUUGGAAGGAGAAAGAGAUGAAGAAAAUAACGAAAUUCAUCACAAUUAUUUUGGUAGUCCGGACCUUAUAAAUAAAUCACUGGGCGAUGAUGAUAACACGAAUACUACAAUUAUAGAUGAUACAGUUAUUCAUAAUGAUUUUUAUGGUGCUAGUAACAAUGAAAACAUUAUACAAGAAAUUGAAAUCCAAGAACGCUUAGUGACAAAUUCUCCCCCUUCAAAUACAGCAUAUACCAAUAAUAAUAAUAAUAAUAAUAAUAAUAAUAAUGAUGACAUUGAACACUCAUCAAUAAACAACAAAAAAUACAAUUCAGAAGAAGUCUUGAAACAGCCACGGGAUAUUAGUAGUGAUAACAAUAAUGGUUCUAUUAUUAGUAACCCCCAGCAAAUAAAUAUUGGAAGCGCUAAUGAAAUAACAAAGCAGAAACCUGCUGUGGAUAAUGAAAUUAAGUUAAAUGAAUCUUCUCAAACAGUUCCCGAUCUGAAUACUUUUGCUAACGACAUUCUGUUGCCUCCUUUGCCCAGUUCAAAUAAUGAUGUCUCUCAAUUGAAAAGUGAUUAUAUUACUGCUUCUGUUUUGCCAUCCAAUAAUAAUAAUAAUAAUAAUAAUAAUAAUAAUAAUAAUAAUAGUAAUAACGCUGAAAUAACAUCCGUAAAUAAUACAAGCGCGUAUAUUAAACAAAAAAGACAAGAUGAUCUCACUGAAUGCGAUAACACCACAAAUAACAGUGCAGCAACUGUAUUAUCAAAUAUCCCUGUCACUGCUACCGCUACAAGCACCCCAAAUGACGCAUAUUUCCCGCUAUAUAAUAAUAUUGGUUACCCAUCAGCAAUUGCUUCAUCUUCUGUUAAAAGUACUGGUAGCAUAACCAAUAGUAAUUUACCUGCUACUCUUAAAAGUCAUAUGUUGUUUCCCAUCUCAGUUACUUCAUCUCCUGUUCCUAUCACAGAUACAACAAAUACUUCACCAGUGAUCAAUGUAGAUUGUAGCAACAAUACAACCAAUACCAAACAGAAUUAUAGCAGAAGAAGCUCGAUUACCAGCUCGGUUUCCAAGAAAAGUAACACUACAUCAAAUUCAACUAAUCAUUGCAGUAAGGGCCUAGCUGGCGGGGCUAAUGCAAAUGUCAAUUCAGGCUUGUUCCAAUUGCCCCCUAUGAUCCACCCAGAUGCAGCUAAUAACUACGUUGUAAGUAAUAGCACAUUUAACAGCGGCAACAUCAGUAACAAUACUAGUAAUUAUUAUUACGCUGGAAAUCGAAGCAGAAGUAAUACAAAUGCCACUUCUAUAACUACUAGUACUGUUAGUACUCCUGUAAAUGAGAUUAAUCCUAGUACUUUGGACUUAGAUUUGAUCAAUGACAAUGAAGAAAGUACUGACGAGCAACAAGGUAAUUCGAGCGACAAUACUAAUAGCCAAGAUUUGGAUUUAUCCAGUGCUUUAAAGAUGUCAUCUAUUUUUCAAUCGACCAGUUCGAAUUUGAAUGUAGAACUGGUACACACAGAUUGCACCACUCUUCCUGUAUACAAUAAUCCAACUAAUGCACAUGUCGCCCCGAAUUUUGGCUCUAACAGCCCUUCUACCACCUCUUUACUUUCUCCUAAAAUAACACUGAAGAGAAAUUUUUCCAAUCCAUUGAUUACUUCAUCAGCAAAUGGCCCAAUGCCGACAUUAGGUUCUUCACAUUCAUUCGCCAAUAACGGUACCAAUACAAAUACACAUAUCAAUAUGGAUAGUAAUAGUAAAAGUUCUACUAUUAAGAACACCAUUACUGGAACUUUAUCCGAGAUUACCAAGUUGAGAUCAAGAAGUAAUAGUUCGCGAUCAAUGUGCAGUAAUGGAACUGGCGAUCAUCAUAGUAUUGGACGUAAUCGAACACCUACCACUUCUUCAUCUAUUAAACAUAAGAGAAUCUCUAUACAUUUCCCCAAGAAUUGUAUGGAUGGUAAUCCCACGGCUUUAUCUCGUAAUAGAUCAAUUAAUGCUGCUGCUGCUGCUGCUAACACCCCCACUUCUAGUAAUAAUAAUAAUAAUAAUAAUAAUAAUAAUAAUGGUGCUAGUAAUGAUGGACAUGCUAUUGUUUGUGAAGAUGGAGUAACAACCUCCCAGGAAAUUUUCUAUUCACCUACAAAUUCCCUUUAUGAUAAUGAUGAAGAAUCUGAUGCAGCAAAUCUUGAUUGUAGUGCCAAUGAUAACAUCAAAAAUAAUGACCAGAAGCAGAAAAAUAAAUCUACAUCAGUGUUAAGACCGCGAUUGAUUAAAAGAGCAAGUAGUGCACUAUUAAAAAAAGCUUCGUUGGGUAAAUUUAAGGAUACCACGUCCAACGAAGUUUCCCCAGUUUUAACACAAUCACCCCAUUUUAGUACACCUACUACGAAUACAACACCUAAUAAGAUUAAUAGUGUAGAAGGGUUGACUUCUUCUUUUUCGAACAUGAGUAACACUAUUUCCAAUACUUCAAGUCAUAAUCAUAGUGAUGAUUGCGAAGAAGGUACUACUACUUAUUCCGAUAAUUACGGUACCACUUUUGGCGACAAUAUUGGUUCGCCAUUUAAAAAUAUGGUAUUCACAAGUGCCGAAAAUGAUUAUAAUAUUUAUCAUUAUCCACUACCUCCUUCAAACAACAUAGAAAAUAAUCAGCAUGCUUUGAAAAUCGCUGCACCAACUUCACUAACAACUAGACAAAGGUCGUUGAGCAAAAAGUUCAAAAAUGGGUUUAGUAAAAUUAUUGGUGGUCACUAUAAUAGUAACGGCAACUGUAAAGAAGAUGAUAGCAAUAUACAAAAACAGUCAGUAGCAAGAAAUAUUUCGCCUACUACUCCGCCAGCCUUUCCCUAUUUCCCUGAGAAAAAAAAUGUGAGGGAAGCAUCUGGUGAUGACGGUGGCUACGGCUCUAUACCCACUUCAUUACCUAAGUCAAGAGCUAAUAGCUUUGGUAAUGGGAGAAUUAUUUUUUCUGGGACUGUGACCAAUAAAUAUCAACCACCGCCAUCACAGAAGGAUUACUUUAGUUCACCAAGAAGAUCAUUGUCCUUAAAAAGUUUAUCUUCCUCAACUACAUCUUUAGCUUCUACCUUACACAGAAAAAGAUCCAAAAAAAAGCCUAGUAUCAAAAGAUCAUUGUCUAGCAGCAUUGUUCCAAGUGGCAGUAAUAACAGUGAGUACACCAGUAGUAAAAAUAGUGGACUAUUGAAAUCUGUGUCUAGAAGUACCAGUUUCAGAUCUGCUGCUAGCAACGUUAAAUUGCAGCAUGCUGAUAGUUUCGUAUCUGCGCAAAUUUCACCUCUUCAACCAAUAAUAAAUAAUGGUGGUUACAAUAAUGAUAAUCUUGAAUCUGUACAUGCUGUUGGUAUUAAUACUCCUGUUAUUACUGAGGCCGUUGAUAAGUCGAUGGUAAAUUCAGAAAAAAAUGGCAUUGAAAAUCGAAAGAAUAUGAGCAAUAUCUAUACACGCAACCAGAAUUUUAGUGUUAAUGGUGGUAUUACUAGUGAGAAGACUAAUCGUGGUAGCAUUAACAACAAUAAUGAUAAUAAUAAUAAUAAUAAUAAUGUAGGAGAUACGGAAUUAUUGUUACGUAAAGACUCGAAAAAUUUGUCUGGAUGGAGUAAAGAUGUUAGUAAAGAAGGUGAUGGUGGUGAUAUUGAGAUUGAAGUUGAUUUAAACGCAUUAACAAAAAAUGCUCCAAUAAUUACAAUCACUGGUAAUAACCAUUCUAAAAGUUUUAAGAAGAAUUGUGCCGUUUGUCAGCGUAACGGUAGUUACGCGUGCCAUCAUACUCAUGAUGGCUAUAAUAUCGUGAAUGGGAAAAAAUCGCAGGAUUAUAGAUUAAUGCAUGACACAGCUCAUGCCGAUAACACUGGUAAUCGGAAGGUAUUGGCAACAAAAGGUAAAAGUAUGGCUGUAGACGAACAUAUCUUUUCAAAGAAUGGUUGUUAUGUAAGAAACGGUGAUAGCAUUGGUAGUAAUUAUGGUGGUUUAUAUCAUAAUUCCGAUGUUGGCAAUAAUUAUGAAAGCAAUAUAUAUUUUGAUAAAUUUUACCAAGAGUUUAAUAGAAAAAAUGGGAAUGUUUCUAACACCAGCAACAACAACAAAACUAAUAUAAACAAUACUAGAGAUACUCUUGGAAAGAAAAAAAAUGGGAAGGGGCUUAAGGGUGCUGAUGGGGACAAGAAUAGUAAGAGUUGUAAUAAAAUUACUAUAAGCUUAAAAGAAUACAUUGGGGUAUUGAUGAAUUUACAGCGUGCUGAAGAUGAAAAAUUUGAUACAUUGGAAAGAAACUUUAAAAAGAAUGGAUGGGUAUCUGAGAAGGAAUUAAAUGGACUAAAACAAAAAAGAGUUAUUGUGAACAAAAACUGGGCUGAUAGGAUAUCAUUUUAUCAAAACAAAAUUUGA
Messenger RNA from Saccharomycodes ludwigii, 4722 nucleotides. RefSeq lists its product as uncharacterized. The coding region runs from base 1 to 4722 and encodes 1573 amino acids. The record is from RefSeq and is a predicted model, not a curated record. NCBI's taxonomy places the organism in Eukaryota, Fungi, Ascomycota, Saccharomycetes, Saccharomycodales, Saccharomycodaceae. The transcript has a single exon.